AGAUGGAAACAGAAGGUGAUGGAGAGGACUGUGGAGGACCAGAACCAGGCAGGAACUCAGAUCCAGAUAGACACCCAGAACAGGAAAGUGAGACUUCAGACUCAUCUGAAUCUGAGCCUGAAGAAGACUAUACGGAUCCUGAAAGAAAACCGUUUCGCUGCUCCGUGUGCGCCAAAACAUUUAAACAGAGAGGAAAUCUGAAUAUACACAUGAGAACUCACACAGGAGUGAAACCCUUCGGCUGCUCCGUGUGCGGUAAAAAGUUCACUCAGAAAGCUGGUCUGGACUACCACCUGAGAAUCCACACGGGGGAGAAACCGUUCAGUUGCUCACUCUGCGGUAAAAGCUUUCGCCACAAAGGAGCGGUCACGUCUCACAUGGCGACGCACACAGGAGCAAAACCGUUCAGCUGCAGUGUUUGUAACAAAAGAUUCAGGGCCACGUCGCAGCUCAAAGUCCACAAGUGUGUCGGAGAGUACUCGCGGCUCCUCGGGGCCCGAGGGGACGAACGCAACAAACCGCUGAGCUGCUCAGAAUGUGACAUGACGUUUCCCAACAACUACCUUCUGGUGACCCACAUGAGGAUGCACAAAGGAAAGACACUGUUCACCUGCUCCGUGUGUGGUCAGAAACGUCAGUUUAGUUCCCACCUGGAGAUACACAUGAGAACCCACACCGGAGAGAAACCGUUCAGCUGCUCCGUUUGCGGUAAACGGUUUUCUCAGAGGGGAAUCAUGUCGCAGCACAUGGCGGUCCACUCGGGGGUGAAGCCAUUCAGCUGCACCGUCUGUGGGAGGAGAUUCUUCUGGCAUUUUCAGAUCAAAAAACACAAGUGUCUCGGUGAGUUCUCACAGUUCAGAGGAAGUGGCUUUAAUGAAGAGGACUUUGAAGGAUCAGAACCAGCCAGUUCAGAUCCAGUUGGACAUUUAGAACCAGGAACUGAUGUCAAGAAUGAACCGUCCUCUGAACCUGAUGACAGUGUUGACGUUGAGUUUUGGAAAGAGACCAGGAAACAUCAGUCAGGGUUCACAUACCAGAGAAAUAAAAAGGUCUCUGCAAAUGAUGGAUUUAAUAGCAGCAAGAAACCUUUCAGCUGCUCUGAAGACGAGGCUGAAACUGAACUCAAGACUGAUAACGGAGUUGAAGGUGAUCGACCUCAAUCAGGUCCGAAGCAUCUGAACAGUGAGGAGGUCUCUGUCAGAGAUCCAGGAUGUAACACUGACAUGAAACCUUUCAGCUCGUCUGAGUGUCACGAAAGAUCUGAAGACAGUCUCACUCUGCUGACACACAACAACCCCCCCACAGGAGAGAAACCGCUCAGCUGCUUAUUUUGCGGAAAAGGAUUUGCAACGGCGGGACACCUGUCAAGACACACGUCCGUCCACACGGGAGAGAAACCGCUUGGCUGCAUCAUUUGUCAGGAGAGAUUCGCUCUGGAGUCCCAACUCGUCGGUCACGAGUGUGUCGGCGAGUCCUCGCGGCUCCAAGACGACGACGACACGUCUGUCGGCGGCUCUCAGAGCGGUGGAGGGUUGAACCUGAAGCACCAGCUGCAGGUUCCCGUGAGACUCCACACAGGACUGAAACCGUUCGGCUGCUCAGUUUGCGGUAGAACGUUUGCCGAGCGUGAGAGCUUAAGUUCUCACAUGACAUGUCACUCGGGGGAAAAACCGUUCCGCUGCUCAGUGUGCAACACAGGAUGCAGUGACAGCGAGUCUUUGGUUCAGCACAUGAGGAUCCACGCGAGGCAAACGCAGUUCAGUUGCACCGUUUGUGGGAAAGAAUUUGCUUGGAGGCGACAUCUGGAGAAACAUCUGGAAGUCCACUCGAGGGAGAAAGUCUACAGCUGCAGAUAUUGUGAGCAAAGAUUCGGUUGGCAUUAUCAGCUGAAAUAUCAUCAGUGUGUUGGUCAUCGGUCCUCACAGCUUCAUCAGAGUCGGACUGAGGAGAACAGAGAGGCGGAGCCUCCAGAAGGUGAUGGAGAGGACUGUGGAGGACCAGAACCAGACAGGAACUCAGAUCCACAUAGACAUCCAGAACCAGAUACUGGAGACUCUUCUGAACCUGAGACUGAAGACAGUGCCGACAGUGAUUUUUGGGACGAGAGCUGUGGACGUCUGUCUGGUUUAAACUCUGUGAAACAUGAUGAUGUCUCUCAGAGCGAUGAAACAUUUACCAACCACCACAGAAGAAGAAGUCCUACAGGAGGGGAACAGUCCACAGAAGGAGGAAGACUGAGCCGGCACACGGACCCAGAGCCCCCACACAUUAAAGAGGAACAGGAGGAACCCUGGACCAGUCAGGAGGGAGAACAGCUUCAAGGUCUGGAGGAGGCUGAUAUCAAGUUCAUAUUCACUCCUGUGAAGAGUGAAGACGAUGAAGAGGAAGCUCAGUCCUCACUUCAUCAAAGACAAACUGAACAGAUGGAAACAGAAGCUGAUGGAGAGGACUGUAGAGGACCAGAACCAGACAGGAACUCAGAUCCAGAUAGACAUCCAGAACCAGAUACUGAUGAUAGUGUCGAUAGUGAUUUUUGGAAGGAGACCAGAGAACCUCAGUCGGGAUUAAACUCUCUGAAGAAUAAUGAAAUCUCUGACAGUAUUAUGGGAUGUCAUUCCGUCAACAAAGAAGAGUGUCUUGAACCCGACAGCAAUUUUUGGAAAGACGACAGGAGGUCCGGUCUAAACAGUAACGAAGUUCCCGAAAGCGAAACGAGGUUCACCGUCACAAAACCGUACAGCUGCACCGAGUGCGGAAAGAGAUUCCACCACGAUUACAAUCUGAAGAACCACAUGAAGUACCACACGGGGGAGAAGGCCUUCUUCUGCUCCGUCUGUGGUCUGAAAUGUCUCUACAAGUCCCAUCUGGAGAUCCACAUGAGAACGCACACCAGAGAGAAACCAUUCCCGUGCCUGGUUUGCGGUAAGAAAUACGCUCACAAGGCCAGCAUGCAGUCGCACAUGGCCGUCCACACGGACGUCCAGCAGCUGUUGGUGGUUAAAGAAGAGGUUCCCCCUGAGCAGCAGGAGUGGAGCUCCAGUCUGGACCAGGAGGACCCAGAGCCCCCACACAUUAAAGAGGAACAGGAGGAACUCUGGACCAGUCAGGAGGGAGAGCAGCUUCAAGGUCUGGAGGAGGCUGAUAUCAAGUUCACAUUCACUCCUGUGAAGAGUGAAGAUGAUGAAGAGGAAGCUCAGUCCUCACAGCUUCAUCAAAGACAAACUGAACAGAUGGAAACAGAAGGUGAUGGAGAGGACUGUGGAGGACCAGAACCAGACAGGAACUCAGAUCCAGAUAGACAUUUCCAAUUAUCCAGCAGUGACAAAGCCUCACAAUGUAACAAACAAGAAACUGAUGACUGGAAGGAGACCAGAGAACCUCAGUCAGGUUUAAACUCUCUGAAUAAUGAAUUUUCUGUCGGUGGUUCCAGAUGUAGUGCUGGAGAAAAACCAUUUCGCUGCUCUGAGUGUGGGAAGAGAUUUGGCAAAGGAAGAUGUCUAAAGAGACGCAUGAUAAUUCACAUAGGAGAGAGACCAUUCAGCUGCUCACUUUGAUUUAUACAAAAAGUACAUCUGGCAGACCACAUGGCCCGUCACACUGGGGUGAAACCGUUUAGUUGCUUAGUUUGUGGUAAAGGAUUUAUACAAAAGCGAGAGCUGACUUUCCACAUGGCACGUCACACAGGGGAGAAACCAUUCAGUUGCUCAGUCUGUAAGAAGUCUUUUGCACAGAGAGGGAAUUUACACACACAUGAGAAUCCACACACGAGAGACCUUUCAAGUGCUCAGUUUGUGGUCAAAGCUUUUUGCAAAAAGCAUAACUGAAGAGACACAUAACACACACCGGAGAGAAACCCUACAGCUGCUCCGUUUGCAAGAAGUCUUUUGCACAGAGAGGAAAUUUACAGACACACACGAGAAUCCACACAGGAGAGAAACCAUUCAUCUGCUCACUGUGGGAAAACUUUUAUCAAAAGUGGAAACCUAAAGGUACACAUGAGAACUCAUACGGGAGAGAAACCAUCUGGUUGCUGCUGAUGGAGGGGACAAUGGAGGACCAGAGCCAGGCAGGAACUUAGAUCCAGAUAGACAUUUGACAAGACUGAUGACAGAUGGGAUUAGGGCGGCCUGGUGAGGACAUUUUACCACCAUAUGAUAUACACAGCUAGAGGUGAUUGCGACCACUCAAGACUGUUUGUGAUUCCACCAGACUGCUCUGAUAUUUGUUUUGAGGGUCUUUUGUCCUGAUCUCACUGUAAGGGAAACAACAAUGUUUAUAGUUGGACAUGUGGAGAGUCUCCGAAACAACUUUAACUCUUAAAACCCUAUGCACACAGUGUUAUGAAGGUCCGCCUGGUCUUUUUUGUCUUUUUUCUUCAAUAAAUGUGUUAGACAAUGUCCUUUUUGAAAAUUAUUUUGCUCCUUUUUUCAGGAGAAAUGUAACUUUCAAAACCAGGCAAGUAUGUUGUCAUUAUUAUAUGUUAUAAAUGCUUAAAACAAGUGUGUAAUAACAAAAAAGUAAAUAAACGGAUUUGAAUUUUCAUCAGUUUCUCUUUAUAAACAAUUAAUGAAAUAAAUGAAAUUCAACCUAUUUUACAUAUUGUCAAACAGUUUUGAGAAUAUGUAGAGCUUUCAGUGUCCAUGCUACAGGCUGUUAUAUUUGUCCAUGUCUAGGCAAUUUUUAGCAGCAGGGGUAGUCCCUGUAGCAGUUCCUCUCCAGCUGAAGACAGAGCCCAACCUUACACAUCCAGGGUGUGCUUUUAUGGCAGAGAG
Anarrhichthys ocellatus (wolf-eel) is the source of this 4772-nucleotide messenger RNA. RefSeq names its product zinc finger protein 84-like. The coding region runs from base 3 to 3554 and encodes 1183 amino acids. Gene Ontology annotation, molecular function: RNA polymerase II cis-regulatory region sequence-specific DNA binding; DNA-binding transcription activator activity, RNA polymerase II-specific. Gene Ontology annotation, cellular component: nucleus. The record is from RefSeq and is a predicted model, not a curated record. NCBI's taxonomy places the organism in Eukaryota, Metazoa, Chordata, Actinopteri, Perciformes, Anarhichadidae. Gene Ontology annotation, biological process: regulation of transcription by RNA polymerase II. The transcript is spliced from 3 exons.